CCUUGCUCAUCCCGGCGCCCUCCGCUCCUGGGCCCGGGGGCCGCGAUGAGCUGCCGCUCCUGCGUUGUUGGCUUCAGCAGCCUCAGCAGCUGUGAAGCGACCCCAGCAGGCAGCCCCUGGCCCGGGACUUCGGGAUGGGGCAGCUGCGGGGCCCCCGGGCCGAGCUUCAGCUCCCGCAGCCUGACAGGCUGCCGGCCGGCUGGCACCAUCCCCAAGGUGACCGUGAACACCAGCCUGCUGGUGCCCCUGGACCUCAAGGUGGACCCGACCAUCCAGCAGCAGAAGAACCAGGAGAAGGAGGAGAUGAAGGUCCUCAAUGAUAGAUUCGCCUCCCUGAUUGGCAAGGUGCAAGCUCUGGAACAGCGCAACCAGCUGCUGGAGACCCGCUGGCGCUUCCUGCAGACCCAGGAGUCGGCCCCCUUCGAUCUGGGGCACCUGUAUGAGGAUCACCAGUGUCGGCUCCAGGAGGAGCUGCGGAAAGUGAGCCAGGAGCGGGGACAGCUGGAGGCCAACCUGCUGCAGGUGCUCCAGAAGGUGGAAGAGUUUCGAAUCAGGUAUGAAGAGGAGAUCUCCAAGCGCACGGACAUGGAGUUCACCUUCGUGCAGCUGAAGAAGGACCUGGACACAGAGUGUCUUCGGCGGACCGAACUGGAGACCAAGUUAAAAGGCCUGCACGGCUUCGUGGAGCUGAUGAAGACCAUCUACCAGCAGGAACUGAAGGACCUGGAAGCCCAAGUGAAGGAUGUGUCGGUGACCGUGGACAUGGACAGCCGCUGCCACAUCGACCUGAGCGGCAUCGUGGAGGAGGUGAAGGCGCAGUACGACGCCAUUGCGGCCCGCAGCCUGGAGGAGGCCGAGGCGUACUCCCGGAGCCAGCUGGAGGAGCACGCGGCCCGCUCUGCUGAGUACGGAAACAGCCUACAGAGCAGCCGCAGCGAGAUCACUGACCUCAACGUGCGCAUCCAGAAGCUCCGAUCCCAGAUCCUCUCCAUCAAGAGCCACUGCCUGAAACUAGAGGAGAACAUCAAGGUGGCCGAGGAGCAGGGUGAGCUGGCCUUCCAGGAUGCCAAGGCCAAGCUGGCACAGCUGGAGGAGGCCCUGCAGCAGGCCAAGAAGGACAUGGCCCGGCAGCUGCGCGAGUACCAGGAGCUCAUGAACACCAAGCUGGCCCUGGACAUCGAGAUCGCCACCUACAGCAAGCUGGUGGAGGGCGAGGAGAGCCGGAUGGACCUGCCUUCAGCCACCGUGGUCAGCGCCACCCAGUCCAGAUCCAGAACUGCUGCCUCCAAGUCCAGCCUCUUGAGAGCCCCCUCCCGGAAGAAGAAGAACAAAAAAGGCCCCGUGAUCAAAAUCACCGAGAUGUCAGAGAAGUUCCUCUUGCAGGAGUCAGAGGCCUCAGAGUAAGGGGGCCGGACGCCAGGAGCCCCAGCUCACUCCCGCUGCAGCAGGAGGGACUUAAGCUAGACUCAAGAAAGCACCUUGAAGCCUUCUGCCUGGGAGGGGAGGCAAGCCUGAUCCCAAACCGAGAAGAGGAGGGUUCUAGCAACUGCUUUUCUGGAUGUGGGUUGCGGAGGGUGGGAGAGUCACUUCACUCCUUAUCGGUAUCUCACUGAUACCGCCAACCUCUGGCCAGGGCUUUUCCUGACCAGGUAAACCAGAAUUGGGGGCAGGUUUGUUUCCACCUCCUCACUCCUCUGAGGUUCCUCCCUGACAGAGGGCUCUGAUCCAAGUCCCUUUGACCCUUUGCCCGACCAUCGCCUUAUUCUCACAUCUCAAGCCUUGCCUAGCUUCUGCCUGGGGACUGAGAUCAGUGCCCAACCUCACCAGCCAGCCACGGCCCAGGAGCUGUGUGGGCACCCUCCCCGUAUCUGGAGUUACUGGGGAGGCUGGGUGCUGAGGACCCCUGGCUUUCCUGCAUCACCUAGGCCCCCCCAGAGACCUGACAGUAUUAGGGAGUGAGGAGGCACCCAGGGUGUUUGGGACCUGAGCCUGGGCCUCUGACAUCAGCUCGACACACCUGCCCCUGUUCCUCCUCCUGCGGGUCCCUCCCAGCCGGGCACAGUCAGAAAGGAGCACGCCGCCUCCGCCAGCUCCCAGCACCUUCUCCAGAAGCUAUUCUUGCCAUGAUGAACUCCCCAGAGGGAAGCUGGAUGGCAGCCUGGACCAGACAAGAGACUCAGACUCUCCUUGUCCUCCCUGCAUCCAGGGGUUCACCACGCUAUCUGGGAUCUGAGCUCCCUGCCCUCCCACCCCAGUAUUUCCUAGCCUGAAACUGCAUUUGGUACACCAGGUCCUAGAGACUCCUAGCCCAGCCCUGUCCUGAAACCCCAGGCCCAUCUCCCAUGAACCCCACUUGGUACCCAUCAGGCCAAAGAGACUUUGCAUUCAUUGGGGAGCUCAGGAACACCCCACGCCCGGCCCUCCCCCUCCAUGCCCACUCCCGUCUCCAGUGGGGCCAUGAAGAAGGCAUAGUCCAAGCAGAUCUGGGAGCUUCUGAGCCCGGGGGACAUGCUGGGGAGCCCCAAUGACAACCUUUAAAGGGCUCAACCAACAAGAAGAUAUGGGGCUGAGGGGGCACCCCGCCUUCCAACUCUUGGCUCUCAUCUUUGGGGCUGGCAGCUCCAGCCUCCCGCUCAGCAAGCCACCUUCUCCCCUCUCCUCUCCCCACCUGCCCUUUGUCUCCCCUCCUCUUCCAGCCCCAUCUUUGCUCCAUUGUUCUAGUUCAUCUCAUUUUCUAG
Talpa occidentalis (Iberian mole) is the source of this 2738-nucleotide messenger RNA. It is a transcript of the gene KRT80, whose product is annotated as keratin 80. The coding region runs from base 46 to 1404 and encodes 452 amino acids. NCBI's taxonomy places the organism in Eukaryota, Metazoa, Chordata, Mammalia, Eulipotyphla, Talpidae. Gene Ontology annotation, molecular function: structural constituent of skin epidermis. The record is from RefSeq and is a predicted model, not a curated record. Gene Ontology annotation, biological process: keratinization; intermediate filament organization. The transcript is spliced from 9 exons. Gene Ontology annotation, cellular component: keratin filament.